CGUAGAGCUAGAUGCCAAACCUACUAGGUAGACACACUCACACACACGCCAGCCACCCUCGUUACCACAGCUCGCCAGUCACCACAGGCAGGCGACCGUAGCCAUGGACGUGGAAGCGCGCAAGGACUCCCCGCCCGCGCGCCGCAAGGCGCACAGCCUCCUGGUGGCGCUCAACUGCGGGAUGCUCGCGCUGGGCACAACGGGCGGGCCGCUCAUGAGCCGCCUCUACUACAGCAAGGGCGGCCACCGGCAGUGGCUCUCCGCGUGGCUCCAGACCGGUGGUUGGCCGCUGCUGCUGAUCCCCGUGGUGGCGGCCUACCUCGGCCGCCGCUCGCGUGACCGCGGCGCCCCGGUCCUGCUCACCCCGCCGCGCAUACUGCUGGCAGCCGCGGGGCUCGGCGUCGUCACGGGCGCCGACAACUUCAUCUACGCCUACGGGCUCACGUACCUUCCCGUGUCCACCUCCGCGAUCCUCAUCUCCACGCAGCUGGCCUUCACGGUGUUCUUCGCGUUCCUCAUCGUGCGGCAGCGGUUGUCGGCGUCCUCCCUGAACGCCGUGGCGCUGCUGUCGGUGGGCGCCGUCGUGCUGGGCCUGCACGUCUCGUCCGACCGCCCCGCGGGGAUCACCAGGGGCAAGUACUGGCUGGGCUUCGCCCUCACCCUCGGCGCCGCGGCGCUCUACGGGCUCGUCCUGCCGCUGGUCGAGCUCGCGUACAAGCGCGCCGCGGGCGGCGGCCGCGCCGUGACGUACGCGCUGGUGAUGGAGGUGCAGCUGGUGAUGGGGCUCUUCGCCACCGCGUUCUGCACCGUCGGCAUGGUCGUCAACAAGGACUUCGAGGCGAUCCCGAGGGAGGCGAGGCACUUCGAGCUGGGGGAGGCCCGGUACUACACGGUGCUGGUGUGGGCGGCCGUGCUGUGGCAGUUCUUCUUCCUGGGCGCGGUGGGGGUUAUCUUCUGCGUGCACACGCUGCUGGCGGGCAUCCUCAUCGCGGUGUUCAUCCCGGUGACGGAGGUGGCUGCCGUGAUCUUCCUGCACGAGAGGUUCAGCAGCGAGAAGGGCAUCGCGCUCGUGCUCUCGCUCUGGGGCCUGGCGUCCUACUCCUACGGGGAGUGGAGCGAGGCCAAGGCCAAGAAGAAGGAAGCUGCAGCUGCCGCCCAAACCUCCGGAUCAGCUCCCCUGACUUGAGAAAGGAAAGUUCCGAGUCGAAGGAAAGUCACGGAUGAAUAUAAAAAAAAAUAGUAUUUUGUGAGAGUGUGAGCAUUAAAUCGCAGUAAAACACUGUAGCACAAUUACUAUUUGUAGAAGUAUGGUCCCAAAUUUACUGUAUGCUUGUAAGUACCUCUAUAGCGCUAGAUCUGAGUGUUUUAUUUCCGAUCUAACGGUGGAAAAGGGCAGCAAAGUCACAUGUGCACCGGUGACUUUGCUUCCUCAAGGCAGAGGAGCCGGUUCCCCAAACCUCGUGAUUUGUAUGCUCUGCGCCGUUGGAUGGGACAUUGAGAAGGGCUUUCCCCAUUGUACUAUUUGUACAUGUUGUGCACUUGUGCUUGAGGCUGUGGCCGUGGAUGAAGCCGUCAGUCGUAGCCUGCAACUGUGGCGUGCUCUUCAGCUCAGUUCGGAGGGCAACAACUGUAUGUACUGCGUAUGAACGUUUCGCUACGUCUGGAAUCGUAGCAAAAUCGAUCCACUUUGUGUUCCGGAUGGAUCU
Messenger RNA from Phragmites australis (common reed), 1706 nucleotides. Its product is annotated as purine permease 3-like. Bases 104 to 1186 code for a protein of 360 amino acids. Gene Ontology annotation, molecular function: purine nucleoside transmembrane transporter activity. The transcript has 2 exons. NCBI's taxonomy places the organism in Eukaryota, Viridiplantae, Streptophyta, Magnoliopsida, Poales, Poaceae. Gene Ontology annotation, cellular component: membrane. The record is from RefSeq and is a predicted model, not a curated record.